AUGGAUGCAGCAAAGUCAACAAGCAAACACUUGAAGAUCUCAUUCUUAUGCGCUGUUACCAAGAAGGCAUCACUAAGGACUCGGUUGGCAGGAAAGGAUGUGACUGCUCACAUUUUCGAAUAUACUUCAAAUGUAGUCGUUACGGAGACUGGGGAGGUGUCUACUGGGAACUGCCCAGUUCAGAUCAUCCUCUGCUUGAAAGAGCAGAUCAAGAAGAAGCUCAACAGUCACUGCUGGUUCUUUAACACUUUUGGUCCAUUGAUCAACCCGAAUGUCUGUGUUCUUCUAGACGUUGGUACCAAGCCAACCAGUACAUCAGUCUACGAGUUGUGGAAAUGCUUCAAUAAACACUCUAAUGUUGGAGGAGCCUGUGGAGAGAUUUGUGUUGACACUGGCAGAGCUUGCUUGUUGCUCCUCACGAGUCCUCUUGCUGCUUCUCAGAAAUUUCGAGGUAAUACGGUUGCAGCUCUAGCCUCACGAAUUGAUAUUGAUUUUGACAUAGUAGGACAGUAUAUAAUGUCUUAUAUCCUCGACAAACCACUUGAGAGCGUGUUCGGUUACAUCAGCGUGCUUCCUGGUGCAUUUAGCGCCUACAGAUAUAGGGCCCUCCCGAAUGGUCCUAAUGACAAAGGCCCCCUUGCCUCGUAUUUUAAGGGAGAGGCUAUGCAUGGUUGUCUUAGAUAUGUCAAGAGUGCCAAGGCUGCUACAGAUGUUCCCACAACCGUGCCCGAAUUCAUCUCUCAGCGUCGCCAAUGGCUGAACGGGUCCCUGUUUGCUUCUUUCCAUUCGACAAUCUUCUUCUAUAGAAUCUGGACAUCUGGGCAAAACCCAUUCGUAUGCUUGUACUCCAGUCCAGCUCAUAUUCACGUGGACGUCACUUGCGAACUUUUACCUGGCUUUUCUGGUUCAUCGGCAACUACGACAACAGAUGGUGCUUUCAACUUCCUGAGCCAAGGAGCGGGACAGGACAUCUUCCAGGUUUUCUUGAAGCUUUUUAUUGCCCUCCUGUUUGUCGUCACCAUCUGUUCACUAGGAAACCAGCCACAGGGGUCCAAAUGGAUUUAUUCGCUCUGCAUGGUACUUUUCUGUAUUUGUAACAUCAUCACACUUUGGUGCGCCGGAUGGACGGUGUAUCUUGCUGUACCUCAUACCAUCGCUGGAUGGAAGGACUUCCCUCAGUAUAUGGUCAUUGUGAAAGUUGGCAAGCCUACUGCACGUUCAAAACCUGGAAACAGGGGCAAGUGUGACAGUCAGAUUCUCCUCAUGCAUUACUUGAACCGUGUCCACUUCAACACGCCAAUGAAUGUUAUUGGGAUUGAUCCUGUUUUCUACAAGUACAUUUUCACUAUUGAUGCUGAUACGCAACUAACUCCAGAGUCUCUGAAUCGAUUAGUCAUGUCUGAUGCAGAUGACUCAAGCAUCAUUGGCAUUUGUGGCAAGACCAAGCUUACGAACGAAGAGGGUUCAUGGCGGACGAUGAUUCAGGUAUACAAGUACUACAUCUCUCACCAUUUAUUGAAAGCCUUCAAGAGUUUGUUUGGUUCAGUAUCUUGUCUUCCUGGAUGUUUCUCGCUCUACCAUAUCCGUACUGCAGACAAGGGCCGACCUAUCAUCAUCUCCAACCGUAUCAUCGGGAACUAUCUCAACAUGCAAGAUUUGAGAGAUGACAGUGACAAAAAAGUGGUUCUAAAUCAGCUAUUCUUUUCAAGCGGAAUCUUCAUGCUAAGACAAAGUUUACCACAAAUGCAACAAACCCUGCCUCCCCACUCAUUGGCCGCGCUCCAUCGCAGGCAAUUUAUGGGACAUUCACUUGUACCAGUCUCAUUGUUUUAUUUUGUGGUCAGCUAG
This is a messenger RNA of Suillus bovinus, 1848 nucleotides long. RefSeq names its product chitin synthase-domain-containing protein. The transcript has 19 exons. Gene Ontology annotation, molecular function: chitin synthase activity. NCBI's taxonomy places the organism in Eukaryota, Fungi, Basidiomycota, Agaricomycetes, Boletales, Suillaceae. The record is from RefSeq and is a predicted model, not a curated record. Gene Ontology annotation, cellular component: cell septum; cell periphery. Bases 1 to 1848 code for a protein of 615 amino acids.